Messenger RNA from Aspergillus caelatus, 1048 nucleotides. RefSeq names its product kinase-like domain-containing protein. Gene Ontology annotation, molecular function: ATP binding; protein serine/threonine kinase activity. Gene Ontology annotation, biological process: peptidyl-serine phosphorylation; signal transduction; endocytosis. Lineage: Eukaryota; Fungi; Ascomycota; Eurotiomycetes; Eurotiales; Aspergillaceae. The record is from RefSeq and is a predicted model, not a curated record. Bases 1 to 978 code for a protein of 325 amino acids. Gene Ontology annotation, cellular component: nucleus; cytoplasm. The transcript is spliced from 3 exons.
AUGUAUUUACGAGUCGGAAGCAAAUACCGCAUUAGACGCAAAAUAGGCAGCGGUGGCUUUGGUGAAGUUUAUAUUGGUAUUGUCUCUGGCGGGGAAGUUGCUAUCAAACUCGAGAGUACUACAGCCAAACACCACCAGCUGGAGCAUGAAACAGAUGUCUACAGGCUCCUAGCUGGUAGUGUAGGGAUCCCAAUGGUCCACUGGUUUGGCACUCAAUGUGGGUACAACGCGAUGGUUAUGGACCUCCUUGGACUCAGUCUGGAAAACCUGUUUAACUUCUGCAACUGGAAAUUCUCAUUAAAGACCGUGCUCCUUAUCGCCGAUCAAUUGAUUUCGCGCACUGAGCAUGUUCAUACAGAAUCCUUUAUCCACCGUGAUCUGAAACCGGAGAAUUUCCUCAUGGGUGUCAAGAGGCAUGGUAAUUUGGUUAACCUGGUAGAUUUUGGUCUGGCCAGGAGAUACCGCGACCCCAAGACAUACCAGCAUAUUCCCUACAUCCAGAACAGACAAUUUGCGGGCACCGUCCGUUACGCAAGUGUUUACGCCCACCUUGGUAGCAAGCAAUCCCGCCGUGAUGACAUGGAGUCCCUGGCGUAUAUCUUAGUAUACCUCUACCGCGGCGCACUCCCCUGGCAGGGCCUGAAGGCAGCCACUAAGCAACAAAAGCGUGGCCUUGUUCUGAGAAAGAAGCUAGGGACGUCCACGGAGGCUCUCUGCCGUAGGCUCCCUAAUGGGUUCUUAGAAUAUCUGAACUAUACGCGCUGUUUACGGUUCCACGACAAACCCGACUAUAAUUAUUUACGCAGAAUCUUCCGUGCUCUAUUUGUCCGCGAGUCCUUCCAAUACGAUCACGUCUUUGAUUGGACUGUCGCAAAGUACCAAAAGAACCCUUGUUUGAUUACGAAUGCCGGUAAUCAAAAGCAUGACCAGGACGACGACCACCAAGCGCUGGCCCAUCAUUACUUGCACUGCCAUUGACCACUGCGCCGGCAUAGGACGUGCCAUGAGGUGACUUAUAUAUCAAUGUUAUUAGAGGCGGAAGUUGUAU